AUGUCUAACACGGCAACUAGUCCAUUCCGACGACGUCCGGAUCCACCCUCGCCGCGCACACCUGCCGGCCUUGCAGGCGCUAGUGCUCAGGAUGCAGUCACGUCAGGCAGUGCAUCACAUCAGACAGUUGUCCCUCCCAGUUCUGAACCCAAUCGCUGGGAAUUUCGUUGGACAGAUGCAGAUGUUCAGCGGCUCGUCGAAGUUCUUCACCAAGACAAGCCGCUGCAAGGCAACCUGGUGCAUGGCGAUCGACCUUUCGUGCACGGCACCCAAGGCGCCACUUAUACGGAUCUUUAUCGAAAGGUUUUCCCGAACGAGAACGCCCCAAAUGGACAACAGCGAGUCCGAAACAAGCUCUCAUCGAUCCAGGACAGGUACCGGAACGAAAUCAAGUAUCUUUCCGCCUCUGCAUCCAUGCUAUUCAGGGACAUGACGCCAGAUCACCAGGACUGGCGACAACGUCGAAGGAUCGCUAAGCUGCAUCCAUGGUUCGAACGAUAUCACGAACUUAUUCUGAGUCGCUCAAGUUCGGUGCCUGCAGACUCGCAGGGUGUGCCUUCAGCGUCCGCUCACACAUCCACCCCGCUGGUAGGCACUCGCGUCAACGUCAACGAUUCUGCUCGGAACAACACGGAUCGCCAAGACCAUCGCAUGAGUCGUCGCGACAAUGCGUCGUCUGACGAAAGACGGGACAGGGUCACAGCGCUCCAUCACAGAUUGCGUGAUCGCCACGGGUGGCGCGGCCAUCGUGAGGAGCCUUACACCGCUUCGUACUUUGAUCAAGCCAGCAACUCUCGUGACAGUGACGCCGUGGCUAGCGCACGCGAUCGAGCAGAUCGCACAAGAUCGUACUUGAAUGACGUUCGAAGAAGUCUCUCACCUCGCCGGAGCGACAUACCUGUCCCUCGUAUUGGUUCCUCGACUCAACAACCCACAAGAACCUCUCAGCAGCAUGCAGCAAGCGUCUCGGCUAGCGCUGCGACACAGACAAAAACGCCGACAGCUGGCCACGCCACGGCAAACGCCUCGUCACAAACCGACGAAGACCCGGAAGAACGACGCCUUCGAUUGCAGCUCAUGAUCGAAGAGGAGAGCACCAAGCGCGAGCAGCUGCGCAUCCAAUUUGAGCGCGAAAAGCUCGAGCGAGAGCGGCAGGAGCGGCAGGAGGAAAUCCGCAGGGUGGCAGAGCGGGAGGAGCGCGCCAGAAAGGAGCGAGAAGAGGAGAUCGUCAGGCAGGCGCAGCGCGAGGAGCUCGGAAGGAGGGAUCGAGAGGCAGAAAGAGAGAUGUGGCGAUCAAGUUUGGAGGCGAACAGAUUAAAGGACCUUCAGGCGAUCACGAUGGGCUGCCAGACGAUCAGUCAAAUGGUGCUAGGAACGACGUCAGGAAUUGAUGUUGGCGCUUUGCUCGCUGAUCUCUCGAGGCGUAAGGAAACAAACGGCGGCAGCUCAGGCUCUGGAGUUGACGAGCCAUCUGCGACUUAG
This is a messenger RNA of Kalmanozyma brasiliensis GHG001, 1482 nucleotides long. RefSeq lists its product as uncharacterized. Bases 1 to 1482 code for a protein of 493 amino acids. NCBI's taxonomy places the organism in Eukaryota, Fungi, Basidiomycota, Ustilaginomycetes, Ustilaginales. The transcript has 2 exons. The record is from RefSeq and is a predicted model, not a curated record.